Messenger RNA from Cylindrotheca closterium, 2562 nucleotides. The record is from the annotation of a GenBank genome assembly. Lineage: Eukaryota; Bacillariophyta; Bacillariophyceae; Bacillariales; Bacillariaceae.
AUGUCCCUCGACGAGGAAAGCAGUCGCUUGGAUGAUUUAGUGCUCGAUGAAGAAAGCGCCACGUACAAUGACGAAGAGAGCACUGUGUACAAUGGCAAGCCUCAUCUAGACGGACAGGAUCUGCAAAUGCUUGCCACAAACUUGCAAGAGAAAAUGUUGAAUAUGGAGACACGGCUGAAACGAUGUGAAGAUCAAGGAAUGCGAAAAAGAUCAUCAAAGCCGAGGCCUUCCCUCAAAGCAGCCCCUGUUUUUACAAGUUCGAUGUCAUUUCGGAUGGACUUGGACCCAAUGGACGAUGACGAAGACGACGAAGACGAGGUUAGGGCCUUUCCACACAGUACAGUCUCGUUCCUCUUGCUCGCAAAAUGGCCAUUGUGUGGGCACAAUCCACCUGAGGAUGCUAUAGAAUGCAGCCAACAAGGAAAUGUCCUCAGAACAACGCAUCGGUCUCGUGACUAUAUGUGCCUACCAUUUUGGUUCUCAUUGGGCAUUGUGGUAUUGCAAGCCGGGGUGUACACUCUUGCCUUAUACAAUGCAAUAGAUAUCACCAAUCCCAAAAACCCACUCAAAAUACCUGUCAAUGUAGAUCCCUUUACUCGCACUGCUGAGUUGAUUGCUGUUGUGAUCACUGUGUACACACAAAACAACAUUUUCCAGGGUCUCGAUCUCUUUGUACAAAGCUUUAAGUAUAUCCGUGGGGUACCAGGAGUGACAGUAUACAAGUACUACCUCGCAGCCUUGACACAAGUCAACGUCGGUAUCUUUGGAAUAUUUGUUACCUUCGUAAUCAUUAUGCAAUCUGAAGAAGUCGUGGACCUGUUGCUGAAUUUCACCGCCAUGGAAUUCGUAGCCAGCCUCGAUGACGCAGCGUUUGUGUUGGCUUGGAGAGGUUUCUUUGGAAGGGCCAUGAAGGACACGGCAAGCGUUGUUGCAGAGGUGAAGUACACCCCAAAGGAUAAGCACAAGUGGCUACGAAAGUGGCCACUUUUCGUUGUACUCUUGGUUUUGAUGGGGUGUUAUGCUCUGAUCCGAAUAAUGCAGGACAAUCGCAUAUUUGGAGACAAUGAGGUUUAUAUCCAGCUGCACGACGAUGCCAUUCCAUGGCUUUCAACGUUGUCUGGAAUGUAUUUUGGUUGCUAUCUUUCCGAUUAUAGCGAUGUGAGAGAUAGAACCGAUUCAAGUGUUGGGCGAAUCAUCUACACGAAGCUACCAACAGAUCGGUGUGAAGACAACUGGAAAAAUGAGCACGCGGCAUUCUUCUACUGUGGCGAAAGCUGGGUGCUUGCAGUAGGAGAUGACAUGAUGUACCCUUGUGAUCGAUGGACGCUGAGGUCUUUCAAAGCUAACUCAGCGAACAUUGAUGCUUACGACAUCUUGACACAUUCUACCGAUCUCUGGUUCGCAAAGGACGAGAAGAACAUCUCGAAGGAUGGAGUUCUCGAGACGAUGGAGUUUUUGGCCUCUUUUGUUCCCGUUGAGCAUGUCGAGUUGAAUUGCAAAGAUCUAGGGUCUGAAGGGUUCGUCUUCACCUUUCCAAUCUAUGAGCGCUUGGAUAUUUUCAUUGGAGAUCGUCCCGUGUACUAUGCAGAUGCAGAGCUGCUGGAGAAUGAAGUCAACGGGGAAUACAUUAUUUUCAGUGGAAGACGGUGGCUGGCCAUCAGGGAACGAGAGUUGCAUCUCGAUUGCAUAUCUGGGUGCAGUCGAACUUCCAUUGACGCUCAAUGUCGCACUGAGUGCCUCCGAUCUUUUGAUCUGUACGCUUCCAAUUACACCGUGCAUCUGAUCAGUGACCCAUUGGAUCUCAGAACAACUACCGAUACCUGGGUGCCGACCGAUGAUCUGCGCUGGUAUGUCGCGGAAGGUCAUGGGAGGGCUUCCAAGCCGCACAUCGUCAAACAGAAUCUAUUUGCCCAAAUCGACGGAAUUCCAGCCGUGUUGGAAGCUGGUAGCGCCAAGAAUGCUACUUACCAGCAACUGACUGAGAUGGAAGAGCUCUUUGUGCCAUCUGCAAAUCUUCAUUGUGAAUGUGACGACAAGCAUGAGGAAGAUUGCUACGGUAUUCUAUACUGUCCAGACGGCGGAACCAAAGUGUGGAUCGAUCUGAAAACAGACUCUCAUGCGCAUGAAAUCCACUUUUUGGUGACAGAAUUGGAUUUUUUCCAUGAUACUCUGGUGCAGGCAUCACAGGUGCAUCCAUAUUUUGAGUGGGGCGAUUUGAAAAAGGAAGCGAACGGGUAUGAGGUGUUGAAUGACACUGGCCAUUUCGAUUGGCACCAUGUCCAAAGCGGCUCCUUUGACCACUUGGAAGAAUAUAGAUACGUUAGCUGUUUGCCGGUGAAUGAAUGUGGAGUGAUAUAUUUUGAGGACACCUUUGGCGAUGGUAUUGCAAACCCUGGAAGCUUUGAGGUGUACGCGAAUGGUAAAGCUUUGCACGGGGAGGGUGAAACUGAGUUGGUGUCGAAGAAGAAUUGUGCAUACCACUUUGGGGAGACUUGCGAGACAGAAGUCAUUUGCUCUGAUCGCCCCUUGGAUAUAGCAGAUUUCUUCACAUCUGGCUUUUGA